AGAUGCUAAUAAGUUGGAGGCAUGAACGAAAAACACACAUAGACCCUAAAUAAAACGGUUUAAAGUCCAAAUGUAGAUGCUGUUAGUAGUUUGGACUGUUUUCUGUCGUGUUAAGGCCAUAUGUGUCAUUUUGUAGUUGAUUCCGUUAAUUCUGCCUUUUAAUAGCAUUAGCAAAGUAGCUCGUUUGACAUCUGCUGAAGCACUGAGCUGUUACAAUCCAGUCUCUGGUUUUGUCUGGACUUUCUAAGACAUGGAGGAGAAUGAAACCGAAGUACUGAAAGCUUCAGUUAAUGCAGUGGAGUUUAUUUACAGCAUUGGAUCCAGGGAUCUGGAUGAUUGUUUGUUUGCGGAUUCACUUGUGACUGUGUCAGAUUCGGGCAGGGAGCUGGGAGACUUCUCUGUGAGUGUCACCAAGGCCAGCUACAACGAGGAGCUCUGCUAUCUGCUCCAUGCCAACAGUCAUGGAACGAUUGAUGACAUUCCUUGUGGCACAUCCAUUGAAGCCUACAUAUCCAAAAAGCUUGAGAUACUGGAAGAGAAUCAUCAUGAAUAUGUAAAGCUGGAAAAGCAGACGGUGGACCGGAAGGUACAUAUUGUUAGACAGGAUGAUCAACUAGUGGUAAACAGGAUCAUCUCAGAGAAAGAGGGAGUGAAGACACAAACCCACACAUUUCCACUGAGUUCUCUUAAAGGCUUUGUGUCUGAGGCAUCCAACUUCCUGAUCCUGCGCAUUCUGGCUCGGCACAAGACUGUUCCAGAAAAUAUGACAUUCCUGUCAUUUGAUGCAAAUACAGUGCUUUCUAAAUCAGUUUAUAGAGAACUUGGGUGUAAGAAGCAGAUGAUUGGGGAAGAGUUAGUCGAUAUCUUUGGGAUUGAAAGGACUGUCUCCUCUGCUAAUGACUCCUCAGCAACUUGGCAUUGCUACUUCAUGCCUGAUGGGCAUCUGGCAAGCAGAGUGCAGUUGGGCUCGCCUGCAAUUAUGAAGCUACUGCAUUUGCCUUUCUUGCUCGAUGGAGUGGAGAAAGACCACAUUCCUGUGUUUGAGAAGAAGCCACUCAUUUGGGAGGAAGACUUGGAGCUUUACUCAAAGUUUCUAGACAGAAAGGAGGAACUCAAAGCGGACUACUCCUCCUACAUCAGACAACACCCUGAGCUAAAGGCUUUAAUGGCGGACUUCCUGCAGUUCCUGCUGUUGAGGAAACCUCAAGAUGUCUUCUCCUUUGCUCGUGACUUUUUUGCACCCUUUGCCUCUCAAAGUCCUCAGGGAAAAUCCCGUAAUGACUCCCAAAACUUUCCAUAGGGAUAAUAAACACUAACAAAGUGUGUGAUGUAGCAGAGAUUGAAAAUAAAAGUUUUCUUCUAAUAGU
Molecule: messenger RNA, 1367 nt
Organism: Ctenopharyngodon idella (grass carp)
Lineage: Eukaryota; Metazoa; Chordata; Actinopteri; Cypriniformes; Xenocyprididae
Gene: catip
Product: ciliogenesis associated TTC17 interacting protein
Exons: 10
Coding region: 251-1300 (349 amino acids)
Biological process (GO): actin filament polymerization; cilium organization
Source: RefSeq, a predicted model, not a curated record